Messenger RNA from Aaosphaeria arxii CBS 175.79, 757 nucleotides. Its product is annotated as alpha/beta-hydrolase. The record is from RefSeq and is a predicted model, not a curated record. The transcript has 2 exons. Bases 1 to 750 code for a protein of 249 amino acids. NCBI's taxonomy places the organism in Eukaryota, Fungi, Ascomycota, Dothideomycetes, Pleosporales.
AUGAGUUCAAAACCCACGAUUGUCUUUGUGCCUGGAGCCUGGUCUGGCCAUGAUGUUUUCGACGAAGUCCGAAGCGUCCUUGCUUCUCGAGGUUGGCAAUCAGAGACAGCCACAAAUCGUACGGUUGGUGCGAACCCGCCAACGAUGCAUCUGCAAGAUGAUGCUGCUGCCAUUCGCGCAAUAUUACAGCGCCUCGCCGAUGAAGGCAAGAAGAUAAUUUUGGCCGUACACUCCUACGGUGGUCUCGUUGGCGCUGAGGCAGCCCAGGGCUUUGGGAUCAAACAGCGCGCUGAACAAGGUCUCCCAGGUGGGGUGAUCCUGUUUACAUACAUCGCAUCUUUCGUUACUCCCAAAGGAAUGAGUCUUAAGAAAAUGCUGGGAGGUCAAUUGCCUCCGUGGAUGCAUCUUGAGAAUGAUUCAGUGACCCCCAUGAUGCCAGAGAAGAUUCUAUUCAAUGAUCUGGAACCUAAAGAGGCUAAUCGAUGGAUUGCAAAGUUACAGCCGCAGUGCGAGAACUCGUUUACGGAUGAGGUUAGCUACGAGCCAUGGCACGACAUUCCCUGCGCCUACGUUCACGCUGAGAACGACACCGCGUUACCCCUUGAAAUUCAAGAAGCAAUGGUUAAGCAGUUGGGCCCAGGAACUUUGACUUACCGAACGUCGGCUGGCCAUUUCCCGUUUCUGACUCAGCCAACCACUGUGGUUGACGAUCUUGAGGCGGCGGCGGAACAGAUCUCUCAGAAGAUAUAACUACAAG